AUGAAUCGCCUCUCGAAGAUGGUCGAUAAUCUCCAGUCCUCGCUGGACACCAAAAUCGAGCAGUACGAGGACGCGCUCAUCGCGCCGCUCGCCGACGGCGCCGAGAAGGUGAGCAGCGCGCUCCUCAAGGCCGGCGGCGGCCUCGGCGUCGCCGCGGGGAACGCCAUCUUCCGCGACGACGCCGACGACGCCGACGACGACGACGGCGCCGGCGCCGACGACGCGCUAGCGAAGGCGCUCGAGGACUUUCCCUCGCUCGAGAAGGCGGCGCCGGCGCCGGCAAAGGCGCGCGCAACCGCUCCGCCGGCGAAGGCGCGCGCGGCCGCUCCGCCGGCGAAGGCGCGCGCGGCCGCUCCGCCGGCGAAGGCGCGCGCGGCCGCGGCGCCCGCGCGGCCCCCGGCGCCCGCCCCGGCCGCGCCCGCGCCGCCUCCCGAGGCGCCGCGGGACCGGGCGGACUCGUCGGGCGCCGCCGCCUGGGAGACGGCGCGCGCGCUCGAGGCCGAGCGCGACGCGCUGCGGAAGGAGGUCGCGUCGGCCAAGGAGGCGUCGCGGCGCGCGCGGCUCGAUCGCGAGCGGGCCGUCGCGCGCGCCAACGGCGAGCGCGAGGCCGCCGUCGCGGGCGUCGCGCGGGAGCGCGACGCGGCGCUGAAGCGCGUCGCGCGGCUCGAGGCCGACGCGGCCGCGCUCGCCGACGCCGCCGCGCAGCGCGUCGCGCGCGCGCGCCAGGCCGCGCCGCCGCGGAGUCGCGCGCGGCCGCCGCGCCCGCGGCGGCGCCGCGCGCCGGACGCGGCCGCGGCCGCGGCGCGCGAGGCCGCCGAGGCCGGGGCCGCGCGCGACGCGGCGCUCGCGGCCGUCGACGGCCUCGAGAAGCGCGCGGCGCGCGCCGAGGCCGCGGCGGCGCGGGCGGCGCGGGCCGGCGAGGCCCGCGACCGCGACCGAAGCGCCGCGGCGUCCGCGCUCGCGAGGGCCGAGGACGACCUCGCCGCGGCGCGGGGCGCGCUCGCGGAGGAGCGGUCCGCGAAGAAGCAGCGCAACUUCGCCGCGCUCAAGACGCUCAACGACCAGCUCAAAGCGGCCAAGGCCGACGCGUCGGCGAGGGCCGCGGAGGCCGCCGCGGCGACGCGCGACGCCGCGGCGGCCGCGGCCGCCGCCGCGGCGGACCGCAAGGCCCUCUGCGAGCUCCGCGCGUCGGCGAAGGUGCCGUCGGCCGCCGAGGGCGGCGGCGCGGCCCUCGACGCCGCGCGCGCGGGCCUCGCGGCGUCCGAGGCGAUGCGCGAGGCCGCGGAAGCCGAGCUCGCGACGCGCGCGGCCGUCGGCGACGUCGCGGCCGCGCGGCUCCGCCGCCUCGAGGCGGACCUCCAGGCGUCGCGCGCGGAGCUCGAGGCGGCCCGCGAGGAGGCCGCCGCGGCGCCGCGCGCCGCGCGCGCGCGGCCGCCGAAGCGCGCGGCGUCCGCCGCGCCGCCGCCGCCCGCGGCGGACCUCGAGGCGCCGCCGCCGCCCGUCGUCGCCGCCGUGCGGCCGGCGCCGCGGCCCGCGGCCGUCGUCCUCCGGCCGUCGGCGUCGCCGGGCAUCGGCCAGCGCAAGCGCCGCGCGGGGCUCGGACUCCGGACCGCGGUCCUCGCGGCCUACGGCCUCGCCCUCCACGCGCUCGUCUACGUCGCCUUCUCCCACUGCCACGACCUCGGCUGGGACGCGCUCGAGGAGGCCGCAGGGGUGCGGUAA
Aureococcus anophagefferens is the source of this 1722-nucleotide messenger RNA. RefSeq lists its product as hypothetical. The transcript is spliced from 2 exons. The record is from RefSeq and is a predicted model, not a curated record. Lineage: Eukaryota; Pelagophyceae; Pelagomonadales; Pelagomonadaceae. The coding region runs from base 1 to 1722 and encodes 573 amino acids.